UAUAAAGACUGAUGUGGAGUAGACGCUCAUUGCAGAAGAUGUGCAUCAAGAGAAUGUAUCCCUCUCGUGCAUUCUCCUCAUUUGAUACUAUUGCUGAAUCUGACAGUGCUAGAUCCGACUAUGAUAAGAGUUAUGCAGCUCCUGUUAAGGCCAACCCUUACCGCAAGAGGCCAACUAAAUUUACUUAUGAUAAAAAUGAGUUCGACAAAUUCAUCUACCCAUCUGAGAGAAGGUUCCUAUACGGCUCUUUCGAUCAGAAAGAUAUAUUUGGAGAGAGGAAGAACAUUAAUCACAGUCCUUACAUCAGUACCCAAAUGGACUUAGACAAUAAGCUCAUUAUUGCCUGGGCAUGCUUCAUGGUGAUUUUGAUGUUCAGAGAGAUCAAGGAAUACGAGAAACACAAAAUCCUCAGGGUGAAUCAUCUCAACUCUAAUAUGGGAUGGAUUGACGAAGACAAUUUGAUCUAAACAUCUGACCUCUUCCUGCUCG
Messenger RNA from Moneuplotes crassus, 489 nucleotides. The record is from the annotation of a GenBank genome assembly. Lineage: Eukaryota; Ciliophora; Spirotrichea; Euplotida; Euplotidae.